AUGUCUUCUCACAACUCACCUGAUGAUAUGAACAAUCAUUCCAGAAACAUCGCUGCCAGUCAGGUUCCAUUCCAAGUUCCACUUGAAGUAAAUAUUAUCCUCAUCGGUUUCAGUGGAGAUGGAGGCUAUAGAUACACAUUAAAUUCUCAAAAAUUGCAAGAGUUUCUUCAAGUUGGCUUCCCUACUCACAGGCCCUCAUGUUUGGAGACAGGUGAGCCCCUUUAUAUUGAGCAUCACAUGGUGUUUAAUGCAAUUCCAGUUGGACAGCCGGAAGUGAUAGCAUUGGAAAAGGCUCUGAAAGCAGCCAUGGUUCCUGCUGGCAUUUCCAGAGAGACUGAUUUUGGAAGGGAAGUGCCUGUAUUCGAGAUUAAUGCAACAGCUGUGGAGCCUGAAUUUCAAAAGUUAUAUUCCUAUAUGUUUUACUUUGAGAAUAUAGGAUAUUCUAUUGAAGAGAUUGACAGACCAAUGCCAACUGCAAUUUUUAUUGUGAAUUUUGAUAAGGUAUGA
Molecule: messenger RNA, 507 nt
Organism: Lactuca virosa
Lineage: Eukaryota; Viridiplantae; Streptophyta; Magnoliopsida; Asterales; Asteraceae
Source: the annotation of a GenBank genome assembly